UGCUCUUCAAUGGACCGUAUUCGGACUCGACUACGGGCUAUAUUCCGACCAGAGGGCGACCAGAGCCUGCUGCGAUUACAACGCCGAAGGAAACUGGUGUCUGCACUCACGCAACGCGUGGACCUGAUCAAAUGGUCGUUUUUCCUCGUGGGCUACUUGUGGAUGCUUGCGCUACCCUCUCAGCAGCUGGGUAGGGGUAUAUAUAUCGACGAAAAUGCUCUACAGCCUGGGCAGGUCAAUACAUACUGGAAUUGGGGUGAUGUCGCAGCUGCAGACCGCUACUUAGAGCAAUUAGAAGGACUACGAGACGCUAAUGCAAGCAGCCAUUUACGCGCUUCCACUCUGGCUGCAGAAUUCAUGAAACUCGGCAUACCGGCCUCCACUCAGAAUUAUCGCUUCUCCUCCAGUGUCGGUACGGUGGAGGGAACCAACGCCUAUGCUAUCAUCUCCUCCCCACGUACUUCUGGCACUGAAGCUAUGGUCAUAAGCGCUUCUUGGGUCAGCAGAAUAGACGAAGCUAAUGGGGCACUCAAUCUCAGAGGCGUUUCAACUGUGCUUGCUCUCGCUGGGUUUCUCAAAAAAUACUCAUUGUGGGCGAAAGACAUCGUUUUCGUAGUGAGCGAUGGCCAUAUGGAUGGAAUGCAGGCAUGGCUUAACGCAUAUCAUGGGAGAACACAAUCAAACCUCGAAGCUGACGAGCUGGAGCUGACUUCGGGGGUGAUAUGGACUGCUCUCAAUAUCGAUUACCCAGGUCAUUCUUUCUCGCAUCUUGGGAUCUUCCAUGAGGGUAUCAACGGGCGACUACCAAAUCAAGAUCUUCUCAAUUCGCUCACUUGGAUUGCCAGAUGGACCGUUCCUGUCAUUAUCUACGACCACCUUGAGACCCCCCGACUCCAAAUCCCGUCCUGGAUGCCCAACUCACUCCGCGAUGAAAUCCGUACCUAUGACUAUCGCUCCAGAAAUGUAUUGCGACAUGUUAAGCAUCAGGCGCGUGGUCGAGGUAGCGGCGUUCAUGGGUUAUUCCACCAAUUCCGUAUCGACGCAUUUACCAUGUUCGCAUUGCCCGCAACCGGGCCUCACGGGUUUCACGCUCUCGGCCACAUAAUAGAAUCCACCCUUCGCACAACCAACAACCUCCUUGAGCGUCUUCAUGCCUCGAUAUUUUUCUAUAUCCUUACCGCGUCGGAGCACUUUCUCAAAAUCGGAAGUUACCUUCCAAGCGCCAUCAUGAUUAGUGUUGCGAUGAUGUUUAGCGGACUGAAAGUUUGGUCUGACUCCGCCUGGGUUAUGAGCUCGGACGAAAAGGGCAGCACGUGGAUCCAGCGUCGGCGGCCUGUCCUCCCGGUGCUCGUCAUAAUGUUCUCGACGCAUAUUCUUGGAUGCUCUGUUUUCGCAUUGACCAAGACCUCCUGGUUCAUCAACAACUUGAAGACCUCAUCCGCAAUAAUACUUGCCUUGUGUGGCACGCUCCCUCUCAGUGCCCUUUUCGUGCCGAAACAGAACCCGCAUACUGUUGCCCCGAUGUCCCAAUUACUGAAGGCCCUCAACCUGUGUUUUGCCUCCACCGUUAUCUCAAUCACCACCGUUGUCAACUUCUCCCUCGCGGCAACUCUGGCGAUUUUAUUAGGCAUCCCAUUGACUGUAUCCCUAUCUUCUUCCCUCCUCCCCUUACGACUGGGCCAAUAUGGCGCAUAUUUGUCCCUCGCAUUGGGCUGGUUAUCAGCACAAGAAGAAAUUCGAAGUGCACUCUGGGAUUGGCAGAUACUAGGAGUGUGGUUUGCCCCGUUUGUUUGCAUUGUGUAUACCCCCUUAGUGCUGCAAGCUGCCAUUGCGUGCUUGUUGCCUGUGUAA
Mycena indigotica is the source of this 1851-nucleotide messenger RNA. RefSeq lists its product as uncharacterized. Gene Ontology annotation, cellular component: GPI-anchor transamidase complex; membrane. The transcript has 10 exons. The record is from RefSeq and is a predicted model, not a curated record. Bases 10 to 1851 code for a protein of 613 amino acids. Lineage: Eukaryota; Fungi; Basidiomycota; Agaricomycetes; Agaricales; Mycenaceae. Gene Ontology annotation, biological process: attachment of GPI anchor to protein.